ACAAACAAAGUUUAUAAUGUUAGGAGGUACCCGUGGCAAAGUGGCCAUCGGCCUCCAAUCAACAUGUUUUCACUGUCGCUGGUCUUGAUGCUUGGAGUGAGCGCUCAGAAUGUCGACUAUUCGCAGUUUGUGAAUCCAUUCAUUGGGUCUGAAGGAGCCAUCUCGGGAUAUGCUUUUGGUGGUGGAGAUAUCUUUAUUGGAGGUGUGCUCCCAUUUGGGAUGGUGAAGCUGGGCAUCGAUACUUAUGAAGAGCCUCUCAACCAAAGCGCGCUCAACGGCGGAUGGACACCCCAAGGCAAAGUCACAGGCAUUAGCCUGAUGCAUGAGUCUGGCACCGGAGGAGGGCCCAAAUAUGGAUUUCCUGCGCAGAUGCCGUUGACGACCAUCGAGGCACCCGUCAAUGUUCUGGAUAAUUUAACUUACUGGCAGACGAGGGUUGGCGAAGAUGAAGCGAGCGUGGGGUACUUCAAGACAGAAUUUGAAUCCAACAUCACGGUUGAGCUUUCAGCAUCGCGACACGCGGGGCUACACCAGUAUACAUUUCCAUCGGCCUCGGAGAAACAUGUGCUGGUCGACUUUUCGCACUAUCUCCCGCAUCCGACGCGGUCUUGGGACUCUCAAUUCUACACCGGCGGUGAAAUUGAAAUCCAGCCCAACUCUUCGAUAUACACUGGCUACACGUCCAUCGCCAACGGAUGGUGUUUAGGUCCUCCUGUCACUGUGUUCGUCUGUGGUGAGUUCGACUCGCCACCUGAUCACGCAACGGCGUUCAAAGGUAGGAACACGUUUCCCGUGGGUCGUCACUUUCGAUCUUUUGGUAAUUCUACGACCCCGAACGCCACCUUCACGGGUGCUAGCGCGCGAUCAGGGCCUCAAAGCGACCGCGUUGGCGCUGUUUUCUCGUGGAACAAUACCGACGACUCUUCCACGAUCAAGUCGCGCGUCGGCAUCUCAUUUAUUUCGGUCAGCAAGGCAUGCGAGUACAAGAACCAGGAACUCUCAUGGUCUAUCGAGGAAACCACUCAAGCCGCACGCGACGAGUGGAAUCGCGACGUCUUCUCCAAGAUUCGCGCCGAUGUUUCGGAGCGAGCGAAUAAAACUAGACUGGCGUUGCUAUACUCGAGUCUGUACUUCAUGCAUCUCAUCCCCAGCGAGCGCGUGGGCGAGAAUCCGCUAUGGGAGUCGGACGAACCGUACUGGGAUGACUUUUACACCAUGUGGGAUCUGUUCCGCAACCAAGUGUCACUCUGGCACCUCAUCCAGCCUACUUACUAUGAAUCUAUGAUUCGUUCGCUCAUAGACAUGUUCAAACACGAAGGUUUCUUGCCUGAUGGCAGAUCGGGAAAUUACAACGGAUUGGUGCAGGGUGGAUCAAACGCAGAUAAUGUCUUUGCCGACGCCUACGUCAAGGGCCUGCGAGGCAACAUCAACUGGACGGAAGGAUACGCCGCUGUGAAGAAGAACGCCGAGGUUCUUCCUUUCUUCGACCAAAACCCAGUGGAUCCACAAGGCUCAUUGAAAGAGGGUCGCUCCGCGCUCGACGAUUGGAUACCGUUAGGUUACGUCUCCGCGGAUCGCAAUUCUCGUGCUGUAUCGAAGACUGUCGAGUAUGCCUUGAACGACUUCGCCGUGUCGCAGAUUGCAGCUGGUGAGGCACCGGGCGACCGCGAGAAAUACCUACAGCGUUCGUCCGGGUGGCAGUUGAGCUGGGAUCCAGAAGCCACAGCCCGCAACUUCUCGGGAUUCGUCAUGCCGCGAUACUCGAAUGGAACUUUCCACAAGACAUACAACAUCACCAACUGCGGCGAUUGCAAUUGGUCCGACGAAUCUUACGAAGGCACCGCUUUCGAAUACUCCUUCGUCAUUCCCCAUGACGUCGAACGAAUGAUCGAGCUGAUGGGCGGCGCGACACACUUCGAAACGCGACUGGACUACGUCUUCCAACCCAACACCUCGGGCGUCGAUCUCGGCGUAAACGGGCUGGGUAUCACCACAAUCAACAACAUCGCAAACGAGCCAGACUUCCAAACCCCAUACUUGUACAACUACCUCAACAAACAGUGGAAAUCGGUCGAGCGCUCGCGCCAGCUAGCCACCGAUUUCUACUUCAACAGCUCGAACGGGAUACCGGGGAAUUCGGAUGCGGGUGCGUUGAACUGCUGGUUGAUUUGGCAGAUGCUGGGACUAUACCCGAUUGUGACUACGCCGGUUUACCUGCUUGAGUCGCCGUGGUUCGAGGAUGUUAAUAUCACUGUAAAUCAUGAUAAGACAUUGCGGAUCAGGGCGGAGGGGUUGGAUGAUGGGGAUGGCAAGCAAGGAUACUACGUUCAAGGCGUGAGCAUCAACGGACAAUCUUGGGAUAAGAAUUGGUUCGAGCACGAGGAUGCGGGUGGUAUCAUGACCAACGGAGGAGAAAUCUUGUUCAGCUUGGGGACGGAGCAGAAGGUCUGGGAAACGGGAGAGGUUCCUCCUUCGCCGGGUCAUAGGGUAGUUGAUGUGGGCAUGUCGUAG
Messenger RNA from Periconia digitata, 2511 nucleotides. The record is from the annotation of a GenBank genome assembly. Lineage: Eukaryota; Fungi; Ascomycota; Dothideomycetes; Pleosporales; Periconiaceae.